AUGAGCUAUCAAACUCAAAUUGAAGAAUUGGAACCUGAAGACAAUAUGAGAGGCGAGCUUGAGGAUCUAUAUGUCAACAUCAAAACAUUUAUUCAAGAGCAACUAGGUGUGGAUUUGCUUAUGUCGUUACGAGCUCACACAUUUUCACCUGUCUCAUCAAAUACAAGAUUCCUAUCAUUGAAAUUGCCGUCGUUUAGUGGAAGAUACUCCGAAUAUAAACAUUUUAUUUCGUCUUUUAAUCAAAUCAUUGACAGAGAAGUUGAAUUGUCAAAUAUUGAACAAUUCAAUCAUUUGUUAAACUGUUUACAUGGACAAGCAUUGGAUACCGUAAAGGCAUUUCAAGUUAGUAACGAAAAUUAUCCAAAGGCACUUCAAGGAUUGAAAUCCCGCUAUGGUAAUAGCAGCUUAAUUUUUAUGGAAAAUAUUGCUUGA
Molecule: messenger RNA, 432 nt
Organism: Teleopsis dalmanni
Lineage: Eukaryota; Metazoa; Arthropoda; Insecta; Diptera; Diopsidae
Exons: 1
Coding region: 1-432 (143 amino acids)
Source: RefSeq, a predicted model, not a curated record